AUGGAUAAAAUUGAACAUCGUGCAGUGAUCAAAUACUUGUAUUUGAAAGGUUUGACUCCAAAAGCUAUACAUGAAGACAUGUCUGCUACUUUGGGUGAGUCUGCUCCUUCGUAUGCGACUAUAAAAAACUGGGUGGCAGAGUUCAAACGUGGUCGAGAGACCAUUCAAGAUGAGCCCCGUAGUGGCCGGCCUUCAACUGCUUCCACCGAUGAAAACAAAGAAAAAAUCUGUGAUUUAAUUUUAUCUGAUCGAAGAUUGACUGUCGAGGAGAUAGCUAAGACUAUAGGCAUCUCUUCUGAGCGAACACACCAUAUAAUUACUGCUGACCUUGGAUUUUCUAAGGUGUCUGCGCGGUGGGUACCGCGGCUGCUUUCAGUGGAACAAAAACGCAACCGACUCACAACUUCCCGCGACUGUUUGGAGUUAUAUGAAGCUGACCCACUAGAAUUCAUUGAAAGAUUUGUAACCAUGGAUGAAACUUGGGUUCACCACAAUACACCUGAGACAAAAGAACAGUCGAAACAAUGGAAAAGAGUAGGAUCACCCACCCCAAAGAAGGCAAAGGUGAUUUUGUCGGCCGGCAAAGUCAUGGCAUCGGUUUUCUGGGAUGCAAAGGGUAUAAUUUUGGUGGAUUACUUAAAAAAAGGUGAAACAAUAAACUCCGAUUAUUAUUGCAGCCUAUUGCGUCGUUUGAAAGAAGAAAUUAAAGAAAAACGUCCAGGUUUAUUGAGGAGAAAGGUCUUGUUUCAUCAGGACAACGCGCGCGUUCACACCUCUGUGCAAUCCAUGGCAGAAAUCCAUCAGUGUGGCUUUGAAUUGUUACCUCAUCCCCCAUAUUCGCCGGAUUUAGCACCGUCCGACUUUUAUCUAUUCCCAAAGCUAAAGAAAUUUUUAGGUGGUAAACAUUUUCAUACAAAUGAAGAGGUCGUAGCCGCAGUAGAUGCAUAUUUUGAGGAGUUGGAGGAAGAUUUUUUUAAAACAGGUAUCGAAGCCUUACCGGGUCGAUGGAAAAAGUGUUUUGAGCUCGGGGGAGAGUAUGUUGAAAAAUAAAAAUAAAAUCAAAAUCAUGUGGUUUCAUUAAAUA
Messenger RNA from Hyposmocoma kahamanoa, 1084 nucleotides. Its product is annotated as histone-lysine N-methyltransferase SETMAR-like. The coding region runs from base 1 to 1050 and encodes 349 amino acids. Gene Ontology annotation, molecular function: nucleic acid binding. The record is from RefSeq and is a predicted model, not a curated record. Lineage: Eukaryota; Metazoa; Arthropoda; Insecta; Lepidoptera; Cosmopterigidae. The transcript has a single exon.